AUGGAGAAAAUCGUUGAAUCUCGGAGGUUGAAGCACAAAGACCUCGAAAACAGGAUACGUGCCAUGCGCAAGAAAUCAAAAGAGAUGUCUGCAAUCGCCAUUACCGACCUAGAACCGAGUGAGAUUCCCCAUCACUUUAACCUCACUCACUGUCUGCCAACCGAGUUGGAAUUUUCUCCUCGCAAGACUCUAAAAGUCUCUCUCCCUCCUCACCUGAAUCCUGUCCUCAUAGAUUACGGCAUAGCAACCUGUGGCUCACCAAUAAACGAGACCCUGAUACGAUCCCGCAUUAAUGUGGUUAUCCUGACAAUUCUAGCUAAGAUGAAGCGCGAGUUUCCUGCAGAGUCCCGUACACCUGUUGCCUCCUACACAUCACUCAAAACUCUUCACCUGAAAUUUGAUCGCGAAACAGAAUUCAUCUGGAAGAGUGGUGACCGACGGGUGAAACUCUCCGGUACCGUUGACUACUCGCUUUGGUAUGGCAUGUCUGAUGACUAUUCCACUAACAUGGUCAUCAUCGAGGCGAGGCAACCAGACUUGAUUAAGCAUGGCGUGUUUCAAUGUCUCGCCUACAUGGCGAUGGUCCAUGAGACGAGGAAGCGGGCUAAGAUUAUAGACACGUCAGUGUAUGGAAUUGUAACAGACAGUUUCGAGUGGGUGUUUAUCCGGAUUCGUCCAAAUGGCGAGUGGACUAAGAAGGCUUACCACUGGGUGCACAAUGCGCAAGAUAUUGUCUCGAUGUUGACAAAUAUUUUCGCCCAUGCUGCGACUAGCCACAAAUGGUGGAAUCUUGGGAUUGAAGCGGAGGUCUCAGCCUCGUUGGAGCAGGCCAGGUUAAAGCCCAAGCCUAAGCGAGAUAGGAGGCGCAGCAUCUAG
Molecule: messenger RNA, 876 nt
Organism: Penicillium verrucosum
Lineage: Eukaryota; Fungi; Ascomycota; Eurotiomycetes; Eurotiales; Aspergillaceae
Exons: 4
Coding region: 1-876 (291 amino acids)
Source: RefSeq, a predicted model, not a curated record